AUGACUUUUGGUGGCUUCUGUAGCACCCCACUGUGGCAGUCUAACGUGACGUGGAACACCGACUACCCUCGCCUGACGCCAUGCUUCGAGAACACUGUACUUACGUGGAUACCGUUUUCCGUGCUGGUGGUGUAUCUCCCGUUCAAGAUGGUCUCCUCGUUGGGGCCCAAAGUGCGCCCUUAUCCGAUGACCCUGCUCUCUUACGCAAACGACUAUGGCAGCCCCCACGUGCCCCUGAGUGAGUACAUGGCGUGCGUGAUGAGACUGGCCGGCUGCGUGAUCUCCAUACUGUACCAGUAUGCGGAACAGAGGCGCGGUCGACAGACCUCUAACGUGCUGUUUCUGUACUGGACACUCAACGCGUGCUGCAGCACUGCCACCUACUACAGGGUACUGCGCAACACGUUCAGCUCGCGUAGUGAGUCACUGCCCUCGGCGUUUACUUACACGGUGCAAAUGAUCGCCUACCCAAUCAUGUGGGGCCUAGUGGUACUAUAUUCGUUCACGGAACACUAUGGGAAGAAGAAGCCCGGGAUAUGUCCCAUGGACGUGGCGUCACCCAUAUCGUACCUCAGCUUCGAAUGGUACACGUCUCUUAUUCUGUCCGGUUACCGGAAGACGCUCAGCGUGGACGAUCUUUUCCCUGUUUCCGAGGAGGUCAAGACGGUUAACAACUACAAAAGGUGGCUAAGGGUCAACAAGAAUGCCGCCGACGGCAGACACCUCAAGUGGUCCCUUUUCCGUACUAUCUGGGGCAACGUGAUGACGACCCUAGUCGGGCAGAUUAUGUUCGCCUUCUUCAGGACGGCGCCGCCUGUCCUCCUGACGUUCAUCAUUCGCUUUGUGAUUAACAAGAAAGAAGAAUAUUGGAAAGGGUACUUUUACGCUGCAAUCAUCUUCUUGACGGGCAAGGCAGGGAUGACACUCUUGAGGCAUUGCGACUUUCACUACGUCGUCAUGGGCUUACAGCUCAAGGGCAUAUUGGUUCACGCGGUAUACACGAAAACGCUGCGGAUAGCAAGUGCCUGUUUGACGAAAUACACCGCGGGGGAGAUCAUCAACCUAAUGACUGUGGACGCAGACAAGAUAUACCAGACGUCCCUCUUCGUGACAGCUGGCAUGGGAAUGCUCACCCGUUUGGCAGACAAGCUGCAGCAGAGGCUCAUGACAUUGAAGGACAGUCGGCUCAUGUUCACCAACGAAGCGCUCAGCAACAUCCGCAUCCUCAAGUUUUACACCUGGGAAACUCCCUUCAUGAACCGCAUUCUGGACAUCCGCAAUCAGGAAAUGUUGACGAUCAAGUUCUACGCCAUCUUGGCGGCCACCAUGAGCAUGCUUCGAAUGAAUCUCGCCAUGUGUCCCGACGUCAUUUCCAACUUCAUUCAGUCAUCGGUGUCUCUGAACCGGAUCGCCGAAUUCCUGGAAGCAGAAGAGAAAGACACGGAUGUUAUCGGCAGUGAUCCUGGCGAGGGUAACGCGAUACGUUUUUCGAACGCCUCUUUUACGUGGACCCCCGAUUCGGACGAUCCGCCUUUCCUACAGGACAUAAACCUGGCCAUACCCAAGGGUCAGCUCGUAGGCGUUUUCGGCCUCGUGGGAUGCGAAGGUAGCAUCGACAUUGACGGUGAAGUAGCGUACGUGCCGCAAAGUGCGUGGAUUAUUCACGGAACAAUACGCAAAAACAUCACGUUCAUGAACGAAUACGAGAAGUACUUCUACAAGAGGGUCACAGACAAGUGCUGCCUGAGAAGCGACUUCGAGAUGCUCAUGGACGGUGACAGGACCGAAAUCGGCUCGAAAGGAGUUAACUUAAGUGGAGGUCAGCGCCAGCGGGUGAGCCUUGCCAGGGCCGUCUACUUGGACAAGGACAUCUACCUUCUGGACGACCCUCUCAGCGCCGUUGAUGCGGAGGUUUGCGCGAAAAUCUUCAACAAGGUCAUUGGCCCUAGAGGGAUUCUGCAAAACAAGACACGCAUCUUCGUGACGAACAAUCUCGCGCUCCUACAAGCGGUCGACGUGAUCCUUUUUCUCAACGAGGGCAGGGUUGUGGACUUUGGAAGCUAUCGUGAACUUAUUUCUAAAGGGGGUGACUUUGCCCGUGUCAUUCGUGACUUCUCGAGACAGCGCGGUGGUGACGAUGGUGGCAAGGCCGACAUCGGCGUGAUGACGAGCAAGAUGAUGUCCAGCAUCGGCGACAGCUGGGACACCAACAACACUGUGUCGGCCGUCACCAGGGCGAACGCGCUCGUCUGCGCUGAGGGCGUCGAAGUGGGCUCCAUCAAGAAAGAGGUGCUCAUCAACUACCUUCGGCACGUGGGCUGGCUCAUAGUCCUACUCGCCUUCAGCGGUUACACGCUCUGUCGAGUGUUCGAUGUGGCGUGCGGCCUCUGGAUAAGCAGUUGGAGCCGGGACUCGUACCUACCCAAGGAAGAACAGACGGUGGCGAGAAGGACCCAUCGGAUGAUCGUGUACGCGGUGCUGGGAACCCUAAUGGGCCUUUUCGCGUUCCUGGGUACGUCCAUGCUCAAUUAUGGCACCAUCAGGGCUUCGCGAUCACUACACGAGAAAAUGAUGGCGUGUAUGUUCGACGCGCCCAUGUCCUUCUUCGACACUACUCCCGUGGGACGCAUCCUGAACAGGGCGGGCAAGGACAUUGACCAGUUAGACGUGCAGCUGCCGCUCAUGUCGAACGUGUUCUUCGAGCUCUUCUUCCAGCUCAUGGCUAUGGGCGUCCUCAUAUCAGUCAUCUUGCCGGAGUUCCUGAUCGCCGCGGUGCCGUUGGCUUGCCUCUACGUCUAUAUGCAGAGGUUCUACCUGCGCACACUGAGGCAGCUAAAGCGUCUGGAGGGCGUUACCAGGUCACCCGUUGUGAACACGUUCGGAGAGACCCUGGACGGUCUGAGCAGCAUACGGAGUUACAACGCCGAGCAGAUUUUCAUCGACCGCUUCCUAAACGAGGUGGACGUCACGCAGAACUGCUCCUUCUCGCUACUCAUCUCCAAGCUGUGGAUGAUCAGCCGGCUGGACCUGAUCGGCUGCUCACUCGUCGUAACCACCGCCAUCCUCAUCAUUCACUGGCGCCAGACCAUCAGUGCCGGCACGGCGGGCCUUCUAAUGUCCUACAUUAUCACGUCCACGUUCGCCUUCAACAACAUUGUCCAUUUCGCUGCCGAGUCGGAAGCGGCCAUCGUGUCCUCGGAGCGAGUCGAAGAGUACUCCAAGAUCGAGGGCGAGGCGGCACGUUACGUCGAGCCUGGUCCGCCAGAGGACUGGCCCCACAAGGGAGUCAUCUCAUUCAUCAACUACAGCGCGCGAUACAGGGAAGGACUGAGACUGUGCUUGCGCGACGUGAACGUGGAGUUCGAUGCUGCCGAGAAGGUCGCCAUCGUGGGCCGCACGGGCGCUGGCAAGUCGACGCUCACGCUGGCCAUGUUCCGCAUGAUUGAGGCGGCCAAGGGCAGCAUCAUCAUCGAUGACAUCGACAUCUCCAAGAUCGGGCUGUUCGACCUGCGCUCGAAGAUAACCAUUAUCCCGCAAGAGGCGGUGCUAUUCAGCGGAACGCUGAGGAUGAACUUGGACCCGGACGACGAACACGAGGACAGCAAGCUGUGGGAGGUCCUGGGCACCACCAACUUGAAAGAACGGUUCCCGGAGGGCCUCGAGACGGCCAUCACCGAAGGUGGCGCCAACAUCAGCGUCGGACAGCGUCAGCUGGUGUGCCUCUGUCGCGCCGUGCUGAAGCACUCCAGGAUCCUCAUCCUGGACGAGGCUACGGCCGCUGUGGACGUUGAGACAGACGCACUCAUCCAGCGGGUUAUCCGAUAUAUGUUCAGAGAGAGCACGGUGAUAACAAUCGCGCACAGGCUUAACACCAUCUUGGACGCGGACCGAAUAGUGGUCAUGGCGGAAGGUGAAGUGAUCGAGAUGGGGCCUCCCAACGACUUGUUGGCGGACUCGUCCACGGAGUUUUACAGCAUGGCCCGAGAAGCCGGCGUAGUCUGA
Rhipicephalus microplus (southern cattle tick) is the source of this 4002-nucleotide messenger RNA. Its product is annotated as multidrug resistance-associated protein 1. Lineage: Eukaryota; Metazoa; Arthropoda; Arachnida; Ixodida; Ixodidae. Gene Ontology annotation, molecular function: ATP hydrolysis activity; ABC-type transporter activity; ATP binding. Gene Ontology annotation, biological process: transmembrane transport. Gene Ontology annotation, cellular component: membrane. The record is from RefSeq and is a predicted model, not a curated record.